UAGCUGAUAAGAUAAGAUGCAUUCAAAUAACAAUUCUACCCAAAUAUUUGUUCAAUUCAGUUCCUUUUCUCCCACCGUAUCUCGCUUCGCCAGGCGGAAGCAAAUCCUUCCUCUUGACCCAUCAUGUCCUCUUCCUCUUCAACGAUAUACCCAGCCUCAAAAUUGGGAGAAUACGUUGUCACGGAGGACAUCGCGGAGGGGACGUUUGGCAUCGUCAAAAAGGCUACACAUACGAUCACCGGACACGAAGUGGCGAUGAAGUACAUAUCAAAGGCAGCCGUCCAACGGGAACGAACGAAACCUCGCGUCCGGCGAGAGUUCGAGUACAUGAGGGCGCUUAGACAUCCACAUAUCAUCAAGCUAUACGAAGUUAUUUCUACUCCCACAGACAUCAUUUUUGUUUUAGAAUACGCCAAGGGCGAGCUUUUCAAUUACAUCGUGAAGUACGGCCGGAUGCAGGAGCCUCGGGCACGCCUCUUCUUCCAGCAAAUCAUUUCCGGCAUCGAAUAUUCCCACAGGCUAAAGAUCGUCCACAGGGACCUCAAGCCCGAAAACGUGCUGUUAGACGACAAUCUCAAUGUAAAAAUCGCUGACUUUGGCUUGUCGAGCGAGAUCAGGGACGGCGACUUUCUCAGUACCAGUUGUGGAAGUCCGAACUAUGCAGCACCCGAGGUCAUCCGUGGAGGUGUGUAUGCCGGUCCUGAGAUCGAUGUAUGGAGUUGUGGUGUGAUUCUUUAUGUUAUGUUGUGUGGGAGAUUACCCUUUGAAGAUGAAGACGUUGGCGUUCUCUUCAAUAAAAUCAUCCAAGGUCAAUACUACAUGCCACCGUACCUUUCCGACAACGCUAGACGCCUCAUCAAUUCUAUGCUCGCCGUCGAUCCCGUGAAACGGAUAACCGUGCACGAAAUCACUCAGCACCCAUUCUUCACAACGGACCUUCCUCGGUACUUGGCUCCAUUACCACCUCCACCAGGGCCUGUACUUGGUACGUUGACCUCACUGGUCUCAUCGCCGGCGAAACCAAUGGAUUUUGAAAUUGUCGAAGGGUUGGGUAGGAUUGAUGAAGGCAUUGUGGCCGACCUGGCUGCUCGAAUGGAAGGCGUGACCAAGAAUGCUAUAUGGGAAUGUUUACGAAGGGAUGACGGCGUCCAAGGCAAUGCUGUCAAGGUUGCAUACAUGUUGCUGAAGGAUAAGCAACAGCUUGGCAAAGAUCUCGCUCUUUUUGCAGAACAAGAUCGCGAAGCACAAGAGGCCGUUUUGGACCCUCGAAACGUCUUGACACCAAACUCACUAUCAGCGAAUGGAAACGAUUUGGAAGACAAUCCAUUCGAUGAAGCCUUCAGCGCUACUCCUGUAUCUGACGAUGAAGACGACUCUUAUUCUGAUGACUCUGAUCUUGGAUUCUCUCCAACCGAUUCUGACGUAGAGGCUUCCGCCAACUUUGCAGUUCUAGACUCUUCAUUGCCUCCCAGUGAACAUCACCUCGCUACUUAUGCUUCUGCAAAGCGUUCUGCAGGGAGAGAGAAAAGGCAUCACAGGACCAAAUGGCACUUUGGUAUACGAAGCCGGAGUCCUCCGAUGGAAAUCAUGCUGGAGAUUUACAAGGUCUUGAAGGAGCUGGGAAUGGAGUGGAAGGAGAAACAGAGUUUGGGUGGACUAGCUGGGGUCAGAACGAUGCCUGGAAAGGGCGGUGUGGGUAUUGAGAGGGUGAAAGAUCUGGACAGUGGAGGUACAGUGGACCAAAAGGCGGCUGCUGGAAUCUACUUCAUUGAGACUAGAGCAAGGGCGCACAAUGUCGUGGUCCUAAUGAAUCUACAGCUGUAUAUGGUCGACUCCAUCAAUUUCCUGGUCGAUUUUCACCACAAAAAGACGUACAGAGCAUCGACCGAGCCUGGUGCAGGGAAGUUUGACAUGGAACCUGUUACAGCCCCAGGGUCUGGAAGCAGGCUGGUGAAGGAAGAUGACGUCGUUGUCUCUCCUUACGUUUUCAUGGACGUUGCAUGCAGGAUAAUAUUGGUGCUCGCAGGCGGCGGCUCCGACUAG
Messenger RNA from Desarmillaria tabescens, 2043 nucleotides. RefSeq names its product CAMK/CAMKL/AMPK protein kinase. Lineage: Eukaryota; Fungi; Basidiomycota; Agaricomycetes; Agaricales; Physalacriaceae. Gene Ontology annotation, molecular function: ATP binding; protein serine/threonine kinase activity. Gene Ontology annotation, biological process: protein phosphorylation; intracellular signal transduction. The coding region runs from base 124 to 2043 and encodes 639 amino acids. The record is from RefSeq and is a predicted model, not a curated record. The transcript has 8 exons. Gene Ontology annotation, cellular component: cytoplasm.